UUUUACGAAAGUUCGAUUUGAAUGUGCUUACAGUAGACUGGAGUGAAUUAUCACAUAACAUUAUUUACCCUUUUGCGGCGUUCAGUACGCGUUACGUUGGGAAACAAGUUGCGAAAUUACUAAAUGCGAUAACGCAAACAUUCCGCAUUAGCGGUAGAAACAUUCAUUUGAUCGGCCAUAGUCUUGGGGCACAUAUAAUGGGUUAUGCGGGAAUGUUUUCAGUUAAUAAAAUAUUUCGCAUUACAGGACUAGACCCGGCCCGUCCACUUUUCGAAAUACCAGAAAUUUCGCCAGACUAUCGCCUUGAUAAAAAUGAUGCAGAAUUCGUGGAUAUAUUACACACCUGCGGAGGAGUAUUCGGUUAUAUGGAAAGCUAUGGUCACGCUGAUUUUUUUCCUAAUAAUGGUAGGCCGAUGCAACCUGGAUGCAAUGGAGUUCGCCAGAUAGCCGAUUCAUGCAGUCACGGUAGAUCCCACGAAUAUUUUGAAGAAUCAAUACAAUACACAAAUAAAACAGGUUUUAUUUCCUAUCCUUGCGAAACUUGGGAAAAAUUUAAUAACGGUGAAUGCAGAGAGGAUUCUACAAGCAUGGGAUACCACGCAUCAGCUCACAAUAUAGGAAAUUUCUACCUAUACACGCGGAACGAAUCUAAAUACGCAAUUAAUAGGGAUAAGGAAUCGUCGUUGUAAGAUACUUUAGAAUGAAAAAAAAAAAUCCAAAUUAUAUUAUUUAUUCGUCUAUAAAAACAAACAUAUAACAGAA
Messenger RNA from Melitaea cinxia (Glanville fritillary), 762 nucleotides. Its product is annotated as pancreatic triacylglycerol lipase. The record is from RefSeq and is a predicted model, not a curated record. The transcript has 3 exons. NCBI's taxonomy places the organism in Eukaryota, Metazoa, Arthropoda, Insecta, Lepidoptera, Nymphalidae. Gene Ontology annotation, molecular function: lipase activity. The coding region runs from base 198 to 689 and encodes 163 amino acids.